CUGCACCGACUAGCGACUCCAAGCGCCGGAGUGUAUCAGAGCUGUAGCUGUUGGAACGGCAAUUCAAGCGUGGCCUCCGACCGUGGUGGACCUGCUCACCGUCGUCCCACAGAGAAAGGAUCCCAAGUGCUUCUUGCGACACCCGCCACCGAUAAUACAAUCAUGAGGAUACUGGCAAUAAUCGUUUUGUUUUCGUGCCUGGCGAGUCAGGCAAUGGCGCGGCCCCAGGAUGAUGCAGAGCCUCGUGCUGUCGCCAACAGAGGAGCCCUCCUCAAGCGAGGACUGGCGGGCAAACAGAAAACCACCACUACUACACCAGCACAGGAAGAAGUAGAAUACGAAGAUGAAGGAGACUACCCCGCAGAAGGGGAAGCUCAGGAGCCUUCCACAGAAGCUGCGCCAUCAUCCACAGAAGGCAAGAAGUUAGUCGGUGGACUUCCAGUACGGCCAUUCAGAAGCAACACUGACUUAUUAGAAACAUUGAAGAGGCGACGUGCACAGGCUGUUGGAGGUAAAAGUCAAGGCGGCUCUUCAUCUGUGACCCAGCAACAGGUCGAGGCUCAAACGGAAGCUCCGGUCAAGGCCAAUUUCAGCAAGAAGCGAUUCAACACAGCAACGCGGGAAACAAAGGCUGAAGAUGCUCCGGCGCCAGCUCCAUCCAAACCAAGCAGAGGACGCUUUGGAAGACCAUCUUCAAGGUCGGUCCAGGAAGCGGAACCUGAAGAACAGAACGACACCACUUCGCCUCCAGCGAGGACCGGAAGGACGUUCUCCAGACGGGGUGGCAACUGAGCUAACCACCCAACCACAAAUCCCUCCUACAAUCCGACAUCCGUCCAAACCCCUCCGUGUCACCAGAGUGAUGUUAACGCCAUCAGAUACAUCACUCUACACUCAUUAGUUCCGAUCAAUUAGAAAAAAAUCUAUAUCUACUAUUUGUAAAUUAUGUAUAAGUAAUUUUAAUAAAUAAUUUUAAUUUUU
Molecule: messenger RNA, 981 nt
Organism: Bicyclus anynana (squinting bush brown)
Lineage: Eukaryota; Metazoa; Arthropoda; Insecta; Lepidoptera; Nymphalidae
Exons: 6
Coding region: 163-792 (209 amino acids)
Source: RefSeq, a predicted model, not a curated record